Molecule: messenger RNA, 3566 nt
Organism: Dreissena polymorpha
Lineage: Eukaryota; Metazoa; Mollusca; Bivalvia; Myida; Dreissenidae
Exons: 3
Coding region: 118-2100 (660 amino acids)
Molecular function (GO): protein binding
Source: RefSeq, a predicted model, not a curated record
CUUCAUACACACUGUUAAACGAUUGUUAACAUAGUCUAUAACUGUGAACGUAAACAAGGGAAUCUAUAUUUUAUUCAGGACGUAUUAGAAGGAAUAUAUGAAAAUGAGGACUUGCGAAUGAGGAUAUCGCUGUAUAGCCUUGGUCAGAAUAUAGUUUUACAAAACAGAAAUAAGCUAUGUUUAGAUUUUACUAGUAAUAUGUAUACGAUACAAAAAAGAAACCAAAGCAUGUCGCGUUGCCCAUCAAUAACAGAGUGCUUGUACAGUCAAGCCCUGGAAAAUUCCCAGUUGUGUGAUGUUACUUUAACAUUUGGUGAACAUGUGAUGGGGGCACAUUGGGGUGUUCUAAUUCAGUGUCCUUUCUUCCGCGCAAUGUUUAACAGCGGAAUGAAAGAGAAACAAGAAGAUAAAAUUCAUAUCAGCGAUGAAUUCGAUGGAGGAUUCGAAAUACUCCUUCGGUAUCUCUAUACCUGUUCUGCAACACUUAACCUUUCUAAUGUGCAUGGUGUUUUGUGUGCUGCAGAUUACUUCGGUAUGAAUUCUUUAAUGGAAUUGUGUGAACAAUACCUAUCUGAAGUAACAUUGACUAUUGAGAACUGCAUUGAUAUAUAUUAUAUAGCCAAAAGGUUUCGUUUAAGAUUCUACAAUAAACUGAUGGAAUAUUUGACUGAAAACUUUCUUCAAAUUCUUGAUUUUGAAGACAAUGGUCAAUAUGUUACAAGUGAAAUGAUGCUGGAAGUUGCGGAUCUCAUGGACAAGACAGACGGCAGCAACAACGGAUUGAGUCAAGAAAUGCGGUUCAAGUACUUUCGACAAUGGUUAAAUUUAAAUGUCCAUGAUAGACGGAACACAUUCUCGUCAUUAUUUCUGAAACUUCAUUUGGAAGACACUUCUCAUGCCUUCUUUAAAUCUUUAUCUAGUGACUACAUACAAAACUUUAAAGAAUGUCGCGAUCACUACUAUAAGGUUAGCCGUGCGUCUAUGCUAAGUGCAAUCAAGCAUGAUGAUACUUUAUGUGACGCAGUACUGGUUGUUGCAGAAGUAUAUGUGAACAAAACAUGGUCUGGUCGACCGAUGCGCUGCCUUUUUGGAUAUAAAAUCGCCGUGAAUAAAUGGGCUCUCCUUGGCACAAUUCCGAAUGAUUUGGACCAUUUUUGUGGCGAUAAAAGACUGAUUGCUGUUAACGAAAUAAAUAACUGUAUUUACGUGUGUGGCAGUAAACAAUAUGAAAGCACUUUGGAUAAUUUUAUAUUAAGCGUUCAAAAACUUGAUAUCGUUUCAAAAUCUUGGUCCAAGUGUAAUUUUAGUGUACCGAAACGUCUUGCUGUCACAUCGGUACUACCUGAUCUAAUAAGUAUUAAACAAAUUGCCUUUGUUGAGAGAUACUUUUGUUUCGUGGCACAAAUGAAAACUAUCUGGGGCACAAAUAUAGAUAACAGCAUAUUUUUGUUUGGCGAUUCUGAGUUAUUUGAAAACGUCUCGUUGUGUAAAACAGGCUGGUCGUCAGAAAUUGAUAUUAAAAUGUCUGUAGUUAAAAACCGGUACAUUGUUGUGCUAUGUACUAUAAUAAAACAGUAUGAAAAUGUGAAGAAAGGAAAACUUAUUAUCAUAGAUAUAAUUACGAAGAAAACAAAACGUCGCAAAAUACUUGAACAAACACUGCACUAUGAAACUGACUUUUAUGAUGAUGAGGAAUUCAUGUUUGUGACUAAAGACGGUGUUAUAAUUUCAAAAAUAAACAGCACUUUUCAUAAAACACUGAACGUGGUAAACGGUCAUUGUUCAACUGUAAAUGACACAAUCAUUCCUAGAACAGUGUUAUCCGUUCGUGAAACUGACACAGAAGAAGAAGAAGACGACGACGACGAAGAGUAUUUUGAUUUUGAAUGUGGUAACGGGUAUAAUUGUUUGACAUUUUAUAACAGAACUUCUGAGUGUUUUUCCAUGUAUGACUUUGAAACCAAAGAUGUUUCUAAGUUACCUAAUUUACCUUACUGGAUAGUUCCUGGCUCUAUAACCCAUGCUAAGAUACCAUCAUAUGUGCUCAAAUGCGCAAUAGAUUGUACGCAUUGUUUGUAUGAAAUGCGAUGUACCGUGUAAAGUAUAGAAUUUUAUGUGAAAAGCAAUUGUUGAUGUUGAGGCAUUCACUGUCGGAUUACGAAAUAAUCUACCAAAAAAGCUACAUAUUUUAUAGGAUUUUUGUAAAUAUUAAUUAAAACGUUGUUCGCAUUUUAAGGUCAAUUGACGUUUUUAUAAAGAUAAUAGUUCAAAGAAUAAUAUUUAUAACAAACAAAACACAAUUUUCCUUGAUGAAGUCUAGCCAUAUUAAAAAGCUCUUGUUGACAAUCUUGACAAUAUUGAGAUAUUUUUUUAAUGUAAACUGUUUCGUAGGUCUGGGUUUUUUUUUCUAUCACGAAUGCUUCAGCAAAUCUACACAGCCUUAUUUUUUUUAUAUCAAAUAUUCGAAUUGAGUUCCUGUUUUAAUAUAUUCUUAAAUCUAACGGCCAAUGUAAUGCAAAGUAUGAAAUAUUGGUUCUAGCUUUCUAAUAUAGUUAUUCAUUUAGAAAGUACUAAUAUAUGACAAAAAUGCGCGUUGCCUUACAUGAUAUGUAUUAAAUAAACACUACACUGAUAAUACUGCUGAUGCUGUUAGGAUGUGACCCUUGCGACGAAAUGAUCAUUAAAGUACUUUUAAUUAUUUUCCUACAACAAAUCUCUUAGAUACUGUUUAAAGCUACCUUUUAAAACAUUAACAAUUGGUAUGGCUACAAUACUACACGAGAUAAGGCUGCUUUAUGUGACUCAACUUGUCAUUUAUUUGGUAAAUUGAUGGCAUCAUUAUCUAUGUAACUAUUCGUAUCACUUCUUUAGAAAUAAAACAUUUCUAUGGUAACACGUUACAUAAAUGUGUGUUACUAAUAUCUCGAUUCCAAUAAUCUUGUAGACCUUACAAUUUAUGUGUUUGUUUGGUAAACCAUUAUUGUGUAUUUGGUGCAUUUAUAAAUUAUGCCCUUCAAACCUUUGAACUAUUUUCUUAAACACGAUGCUAAGUUAUGCUGACAUUCUUAUAAUUGCUGGGGAAAUGGAUAUUGAAGCUCACAAAUCGUCGUUGUCCUGUUGUUGAUUUAGGACAAAAUGGCUUCAAUUUUAAUUUCAACACCAAUUAGCUUUCGUAAAAAUACUUCUUGUUUACCAGACCCAACCCGAUCCGAGAUUUUCCAUUACUGUUUAUGUUUAAUAGGCGUAUUGUACGUGAGUAAUUGGUGUCGAGAACUAGCCUAUCCGUUUUCUGCGUGUUAACAUUAAAUAUUAAAGAAAGGUUGUUUAUACUAUAUAGAAGUGCAAGAAGUUAUAAUUGUGGUUGACGCGAUAUAAUGUCAGAGUUAGGUGCUUUUAACCCUUUGCAUGCUGGGAAAUUUAUCGUCUGUUUUUCAGUGUAUAAAGAGUAAAGUUAAUAGGAGUCGUGUUUGUACAAGGUGUUAUUCGUUUGUUUCAAACAGUUUGAAUUGCAGUGGCAUGUGUUUAUGAUUAUAGGCGAUUGGUUCAAUAAAUCAAUGUGAAGCGGU